Messenger RNA from Cyprinodon tularosa, 5166 nucleotides. Its product is annotated as period circadian protein homolog 2-like. Gene Ontology annotation, molecular function: transcription corepressor binding; transcription cis-regulatory region binding. Gene Ontology annotation, biological process: negative regulation of transcription by RNA polymerase II; circadian regulation of gene expression; entrainment of circadian clock by photoperiod. Gene Ontology annotation, cellular component: nucleus; cytoplasm. NCBI's taxonomy places the organism in Eukaryota, Metazoa, Chordata, Actinopteri, Cyprinodontiformes, Cyprinodontidae. The transcript is spliced from 22 exons. The record is from RefSeq and is a predicted model, not a curated record. Bases 230 to 4723 code for a protein of 1497 amino acids.
AGUCAGUCAGAAGCCGCUUUCCCAUUGAGGAAUAGCUUAAACCUAUGAUUCUCAUCGGUCUGCUCGGCUUGUUUUGGUCCCUUUUCUCAGACGGAGAGGCGGUUUGCACAUCAUCGUCACAGGAUUGAACCUCAGCAGCUGAGACGUCGACUCUCUUUUCAACGCACUGCUACAGGUUUCAGGCAUGGCCAUGUGGAAAGUGACAUAACCUCACAUUCUCUGCCGGUUCAUGUCUGAGGACAGCGACUCAAAGCUCUAUCAUUUCUCCGCUCUGGACGGCCACGAACGGGUCGGUUACCGGGCUGAGGAAGAGCAAGGCCACCCGCGUGGCUCCAUGAGCCAACUACACCGUAUGGCCAGCAGUUACGGCGAGGGCUGCGGCGUGCAGGACGGGGGGGAGCUAGAACCCGAGUUAGGACUGGCGUCCGAGGGGAGCGACAGCGGACACGAGCACCCGGCCUCUCUGCGCUCCCCGCACGAUGACAGGAAGCGCCAGCGGACGCCCCUCCACGAGGACGUGGAGAUGGGCGGCUCGAGCGGGAGCGGGACGGAAUCCCAUGGCAACGAAUCUCACGGAAACGAGUCCCACGGCAACGAAUCCGUGGGUAGUGUGAACGGCAACGGGAAGGAUUCUGCUAUCAUAGAGUCAUCAGGAAGCAAUAAGAGCUCCAACUCCCACAGCCCGUCUCCGCCGAGCAGCUCCAACGCCUUCAGCCUGGUGAGCUCCGAGCAGGACAAUCCGUCAACCAGCGGCUGCAGCAGCGAACAGUCGGCCAAAGCCAAGACUCAGAAGGAGCUCUUCAAGACUCUCAAGGAGCUCAAGAUGCACCUGCCUCUAGAAAAGAGGAGCAAGGGCAAAUCCAACACCGUCAACACGCUCAAAUAUGCGCUGCGGUGUAUCAAGCAGGUUAAAGCUAAUGAGGAAUACUACCAGAUGCUGAUGAUCAAUGACAGUCAUCCCCCUGGCUUUGACGUGUCGUCGUACACCAUAGAAGAAAUCAACACCAUCACCUCCGAAUACACGCUGAAAAACACCGACAUAUUUGCUGUAGCGGUGUCCCUCAUCACGGGGAAGAUUGUUUACAUCUCGGACCAGGCUGCCUCCACCCUGAACUGUAAGCGGGAAGUUUUCAACAAUGCUAAGUUUGUGGAGUUCCUGACGCCGCAGGAUGUCAGCGUGUUCUACAGCUUCACCACGCCGUACCGCCUCCCCUCGUGGAGCAUGUGCACCGGAGCAGAGUCGUCUCCCACGGAGUGCAUGCAGGAGAAAUCCUUCUUCUGCCGCAUCAGUGGGGGGAAGGAACGGGAGGGGGACCUCCAGUACUAUCCUUUCCGGAUGACGCCCUACCUGAUGAAAGUCCAAGACGCGGAGCUUUUGGAAGAGCAGUUCUGCUGCCUCCUGUUGGCUGAGAGGGUGCACUCUGGUUACGAAGCUCCCAGGAUUCCUCCAGACAAGCGCAUCUUUACCACCACACACACCCCUAACUGCGUGUUCCAGGACGUGGAUGAGAGGGCCGUGCCUCUGCUGGGUUACCUUCCUCAGGACCUGAUUGGGACUCCCAUUCUGCUCAAUCUGCACCCAAGCGACCGGCCAUUAAUGCUGGCUGUGCAUCGCAAAAUUCUGCAGUGUGCCGGUCAGCCGUUUGACCAUUCCUCGAUCCGGUUUUGUGCAAGAAACGGUGAAUACAUCACCAUCGACACCAGCUGGUCCAGCUUUGUGAAUCCCUGGAGCCGGAAGGUGUCCUUCGUCAUCGGGCGGCACAAAGUUCGCAUGGGUCCUGUCAACGAAGAUGUCUUUGCAGCGCCGGCUUUCCACGGAGGGAAGAUGAUGGAUUCAGACAUCCAGGAAAUCAGUGAGCAGAUCCACAGGCUGCUGCUGCAGCCGGUUCACAACAUGGGCUCCAGUGGCUACGGCAGCUACGGCAGCAACGGGUCCCACGAGCAGCAGGUGAGCAUCAGCUCCUCCAGCGAAAGCAACGGGAACGUCCCAGCAGGGAGCACGGCGGAGGAGACGGGCAAAACCAAACCCUCCAGGACCUUUCAGGAAAUCUGUAAAGGAGUCCACAUGCUGAAGAACCAGGACCCUCACGUCUGCAUGCGCACCUCGUCAGUGUGGCAGUCCAAACCGGAGCAAAGAAAGGCCACAGACACUCAGAGGAGCUCAGGGGUCCGCGUGAGAGACUCCGCCCCUCAAUCACACUACAGAGACAACGCCGGAGCCAGCAUGGACGACUUCACCUACAAAGACCAGUCUGUGUGCUCCUACCAGCAGAUCAGCUGCCUCGACAGCGUCAUUAGGUAUCUGGAGAGUUGCAACGUCCCCAUCACAGUGAAAAGGAAGUACCAGUUCUCAUCAAACACCACGUCUUCAAACUCAGAUGACGACAAGAGGGGCUCAGAAGAUGGAAUGCAGGCGCCUCAGGGCACGCACACAGAUCCUUUGAUGCUGGACGCCCAGCCUGGCCUGUCAAACAUGAAAGCGCAGAAGAAGCCCCCGUCCGGGGCCGCCGCUGUGGUGGGGGGCACCCUGGCUUCCCUCGCUCUGCACAGCAAGGCUGAAAGCGUUGUGUCCAUCACCUCGCAGUGCAGCUACAGCAGCACCAUCGUCCAUGUAGGAGACAAGAAGCCUCAACCGGAAUCUGAGAUCAUCGAAGACGUUGCAGAGAGCCCAGCGCCCCCUGCUGUGCCGGUCAGUAUGGUGUCUCCACCCAGCCAGGAGAAGGAGGCCUACAAGAGGCUGGGACUGACCAAGGAGGUGCUGGCGGCGCACACCCAGAAGGAGGAGCAGGCCUUCCUGAACCGCUGCCGAGAGCUCCGCACGGCCAGGAGCUUCCAGAAGGAAUGCUCCUCCUGUCUGCUCAACCAGCGAGGCGCAGCCAACGCCGAAGACUCGCCUGGUCAACAGGGAGCUGCCAAACCAGGUCUGACCAGGCCAGAGACGACGGCGAGGAGGGGCAACCGCAACAGAAAGUCCAAGAAGCCGCGAUUGAAGCAUCCCGACUCGUCGGACAGCGCCGUGUCCAAUCGCAAACCCCUGCCCCCACUUCAAGGCCUCAAUCAGACAUCUUGGUCCCCGUCUGAAGCUUCCCAGUCAGCUUUUAACGUGUCCUACCCCACCAUGGUGCCUGCGUAUCCGCUGUACCCCCCGAUGCCUGCCGCGCCGGCCCAGGGCUCCCGCCCCGACGCAUCUCUGCCCUCCGCCUUCAGAGAGGGGCAGAACGCUCAAGCUCCCCCGCCUAGCACUCCGUUCCCGACUCCGAUCGUUACGCCUGUGAUGGCUCUGGUUCUGCCCAAUUACCUGUUCCCCCAGUUAGGACAGUUGAAUCAGAUGGGCCAGCUGGGCGCGGCGCCGAGGCCGGCGUUUUUCGCCGAACAGACUCAGCCACAGCCGGCGUAUUCUACCCAGCAGGCCUUUCAGACGCCUCAGGCGGCGUACCAAAUGCAGACGCAGCCUUCCUUCGCCCCCCAGCAGCCGUUCCCGGUGCAGUCCGCCUUUUCUCCGCAGCAGCCUUUCCAAGGAGCCCAGGCCCCCUUCAUUACCCAGCAGCCUUUCCCAGCCCUUCAGACCGCCUACGCUACGCAGCAGCCCUUCGCUGCCCAGUCGUCUUUCCCAGUUCAGACUUCUUUUGUGGCUCAAGCCCCUUACGCAGCGCAGCCUUUCCCCUACGCCAUAGCCCCAGAGCACCCCAAACCCCCCACAGCUGAGCCCAGAGAGGGGGCCCCUUCACGCUCCUCCCUCCCCGCCUCGGGGGCCAGGGAGCCCACCACGUCCCCUCCGCUGUUUGAAUCUCGCUGCAGCUCGCCCCUGCAGCUCAACCUGCUUAGCAUGGAGGAGGGACAGCGUUCGGUUGAAAGGCAGGACAGCACAGCGGGCCCGUCCGGAGGUCAGGGCGGCGCUGCAGCGGCGCUACCGGGGGCAGCAGGGGACAAGAGCGCGGGUUCAGCUAAGACUGACAAUCACCAACAGGAACCCAGAGGAGACGGAGCUCACAGCGAUGGAAACUCCUCAUCCUGCAAUCUGCUGGACAUCCUGUUGCAGGAGCAGGAGGACGCUCACUCUGGUACCGGAUCGGCCACCUCCGGCUCCAUGGGCUCCGGUUUGGGUUCCGGAUCUGCAUCCGGCUCUGGCUCCAAUGACUGUCGGACCUCAGUUAGCGGAGCGUCUGGCAGCCGAACAGGGAGCAGCAACACCAGCAAGUACUUCGGCAGCAUCGACUCUCUGGAGCAUGACCCCAAGAGGAAAGGCAAAUUAAGAAGCGAAGGAGGCUCAGAAAGCAGCAAGUCCCAGAACAAAGCCUCGGUUCAGGGCGAAGGGGAGCAUUUCAUCAAAUACGUCCCGCAGAAGCCGCUAUGGCUGCUCAUGGCCAACGCCGACGAUGAGGUCAUGAUGACGUAUCAGAUGCCACCCAGGGACAUCCAGCGGGUGCUGAGGGAAGAUAAGGAGAGGCUGAGGCAGAUGCAGAAGAGCCAGCCUCACUUCACCUCAGAGCAGCGGAGAGAGCUGGUGGAGGAACAUCCCUGGAUGAGGAGAGGAGGCCUCCCUGCAGCUAUCAAUGUGAAGGAGUGCAUCUACUGUGAGGACGCCGCAGCGGCAGCUGGACCCAUUGAGGAGGAUCUACCCGACAUGGAUCUGGGCGAGCUGGGCGACGACCUGAGCAGAGAGGGCCAGAGAGGCCAGAGCCAAUCAGAGGAGCCUAAAGCUCAGCAGGAUCAUGGCUCCUGAACGAGGGGGAGCGAUUCCAACAUGGACCCUUUUAGGCUCGCAUUGACAUUCUGGCUGUGCGGCUGAGAAUCCGGACGGAAAGGCACACCAUGAGAAGAGCGCUGUGUUGCCAUAGUGAUCCAGGAGGAGGUGUGCCAGUGGCGUGUUUGUUUGUCUGUGUGUUCUGCCCACGCGCAGUUCCUGAUAUCCCCCACCGGGGGGUGGUAGAGCGUUAUAAGAGCUUUGUAGCCUGAACCUACCUUUAGUAUUUCUCCCAUUUCACAAACAAAAGGGUCUCUGAAAUCUCUUGGCGCCUUUUUAUGGAGCUGUUUUCCCUCUAAUCAGAUACAGGGCAUUUAUUCUCAUACAGGUGAAGCUGAAGCUCUCUAAACUUUGUAUUAUAUCUUAGUAAUAUAUAAAAAUUUUUCUAGAUAUUAUUUUUAUAAAAAAAAGUGUUAAAAAAA